AUGGGUUGGACGGAUAUUAAUAUUUUAACCAAAGGAAAAGGCGAUGAUGCUUCGUGCGAAUCAUAUACUUCUUCUGGUAUAACGCCGGAUCAAAUCGAAACUGGCGAGGGGAAGAACCAUAACGCUUCUCUUUAUGAUCCGAAAACUGGUGUCAAAAGAGCCCUCAAAGAUAGACACAUAUCGCUAUUGGCUCUCGGUGGUAUCAUAGGACCUGGUUGUCUUGUUGGAGCAGGUAAUGCUCUCGCGAAAGGUGGACCUCUAGCGCUUUUGCUUGGCUUUAGCAUCAUCGGUAUUAUAGCUUUCACAAUUAUGGAAUCCAUAGGUGAAAUGAUUACCUUGUAUCCAUCGGGUGGUGGAUUUACUACUCUUGCGAGAAGGUUUCAUAGCGAUAGUUUGUCUGCCGUUUGCGGAUAUGCAUAUAUCGUUGUUUUUUUUGCAGUGAUGGCCAAUGAGUAUAAUACACUUUCCUCUAUUUUUCAGUUCUGGGGACCUCAAGUUCCACUAUACGGUUAUAUUCUAAUUUUUUGGGCGGCAUUUCAGGCUUUUCAGAUGGCUGGUGUUGGCGCUUUUGGGGAAAUAGAAUAUUGGCUUUCGUGGUUCAAAAUAUUAGGUUUGGUGGCUUUCUACAUAUUCUCCACCAUUUAUAUUUCCGGCGGUAUCAAAGAUAGACCAGCAUUUGGAUUUCACUAUUGGAAUAACCCGGGUGCGUUAUCCCAUGGAUUCAAGGGAAUUGCAGAGGUUUUUGUAUUUUGUUCGACUUUUUACUCAGGAACUGAAUCUGUGGCUUACUCAGCCAGUGAGUCCAAAAAUCCAAAUAGAGCCAUUCCUCUGGCCAUUAGACAAACUUUCUGGAGAAUCUUGGUGGUUUACAUUGGUAUAGGUUUUUUUUACGGUGUAACAGUUCCGUACAAUGAUCAUAAUCUUAACGCCGGCACGAAAGCUCUAAAGUCCCCAAUUUCAAUUGCUAUUACUAGAGCAGGUUGGGAAGGUGGUACGCACCUGGUUAAUGCAUUCAUUCUGGUAACUUGUAUAUCUGCUAUCAAUGGGUCACUUUUCAUCGGAAGCAGAACCAUUACGAAUCUAGCGCAUGAAGGUUUGGCGCCAAAAUUCUUAGCAUGGACUGAUAGAAGAGGUGUUCCUAUCCCAGCAAUCACCUUGUUCAAUGCUUUGGGUUUAGUAUCGCUGAUGAAUGUUAGUGUGGGGGCAUCAACUGCUUAUUCAUAUAUCGUGAACCUUUCCGGUGUUGGUGUAUUUAUUGUGUGGGGUACUAUUGGGUUGACGCAUUUAAGAUUUAGAAAAGCGUGGAUUAAACAGGGAAGAACGGUCAAGGAACUUCCGUAUAAGGCAUUAUUCUACCCAUACACACAAAUUAUCGGUAUAGCUGCCAAUAUUUUCCUUGCUUUGAUCCAGGGGUGGACUUCGUUUGUUCCAUUUAAAGCCGGUGACUUUGUGGAUGCGUAUGUGUUAUUACCUGCUGCCGCCGUUCUGUACAUCGGGAUAUCCCUAUUAAAAACCCACAGUUUCAAAACCGUUGACCUACUCACUAUAGACUUGGAUGAAGGCAGAAGAGUAGAUUUGGAUGCAACCUUUGUGGAUGAAGAUGAAGAUGAAUUAGACGGGGAGCAGGAUACAAAUGGUGAAAAAUUCUCCAAGGGUAAAAGUUACAGAGAGAAAAUUACCAGAUUUUUUGCCUGA
Zygosaccharomyces rouxii is the source of this 1695-nucleotide messenger RNA. RefSeq lists its product as uncharacterized. Gene Ontology annotation, cellular component: membrane. Lineage: Eukaryota; Fungi; Ascomycota; Saccharomycetes; Saccharomycetales; Saccharomycetaceae. The transcript has a single exon. Gene Ontology annotation, molecular function: amino acid transmembrane transporter activity. Gene Ontology annotation, biological process: amino acid transmembrane transport. Bases 1 to 1695 code for a protein of 564 amino acids. The record is from RefSeq and is a predicted model, not a curated record.